CUUCUGCGCUCCGCGUCUCCCCGCGCCGCCUAACUCUCCUACCCGAGGUACGUGAGAUCUACAGCUGCAGCAGCAGCAGCCGCAGCAGCAGCAGCAGUAGCAGAUCCCUGCUGCAGCAGCAGGAGCAGCUGAGGGGCCCCCCUGCAGCACCGGCAGCACGGGCAAAACGGAGCUGGGCCUUCUGUGCUUCGGAGGCUUUAAGUUGCAGCAGCAGCAGCAGCAGAAGUAGCAGUAGCAGCAGCAGCAGUGGCAGCACUAGCAGGAGCAGCAGGAGCAGCAAGAACACGACACGAGCAGCAGCAGCGGCAGCAGCAAGAAUAGCGACACGAGCAGCAGCAGCAGAGUCGGAGGCUGCUCGUCGUGUUGUCCCCUCCCGCCUUGCUGCUGUGUGCACAGCCACGCAGCAGCAGCAGCAGCAGUGCAGCAGCAGCAGCAGCAGCAGCAGCCGGCUAAUGGCUCGGCAGCCGCUGCAGUCGCCUUUCGUCCCCUCUCUCCCGGCGGCGACGUGUGGGGCCCUAGAGGAGGAGAAGACAGUUGCUGCAGCAGCAGAAGCAGCAGCAGCAGCAGCAGCAGCGGCCGACCCAGCCACAGCACCUGCUGCUGCACCAGGGGGGGGCGCGGGGACCCCUACGGCAGCAGGGCCAGCAACACCAGCAGCAGCAGCAGCAGCAGCAGCAGCAGCAGCUCUGUCUCCUAUUGAGUGUCCGCUGGCUGCAGACUCGUCAGGGCCACACUCUGAGGGGGGCUUUCCCCCUGCUGCAGCGGCAACAGCGCCAGCAGCAGCAGCAGCAGCAGCAGCAGCAGCAGCAGCAGCAGCAGCAAACACGUCGGACCUGCUGCUGUCGUACGGCGGCGGGCUGGUGGGGGACCCGCUGGACUUGGUGAACGCGCAGCAGCAGCCAGCAGCAGCAGCAGCAGCAGCAGGGGUUCCUAAAGGGGCGCCGUGUCUGUCCCUGGCUUCGCUGUGCAGCAGCAGCAGCAGCGGGCCGCUGGAGCUGAAGCAGGAGCCGGGCAGCAGCAGCAGCAGCAGCGCAGCAGCAGCAGCAGCAGCAGCAGCAAGGGGACAAACCCCUGCAACAAAGAAAAGGUGGAAAAGUGGACACCAAAAAAGAGUAGAAAGAAGACUAAGAGAAGAACUGGCAAGGAGGCAGCGGCUGCUGGCAGCAGCAGACACAGAAGACAGCAGCAGCAGGCAGCAGCAGCAGCAGCAGCAGCGGUGUCUGCAGGGCUACGGCUCCUUCGCUGGCCUCGGCUGCAGCGCCUCCCCGGGAUCGUCUCCUCCCCGAGCAGCAGCAGCAGCAGCAGGGUGCGGGCCGCAGCAACAGCAGCAGCAAAACGCGCAGGGCGAAGACGCAGCAGCUGCUGCUGCUGCGCUGCUAGCUGCGCUGCCCCUCGGAGGUUCCGUGCUAACUGGAGGAGCAGCAGCAGCAGCACCAGCAGCAGCAGCAGCAGCAACGCCACCUUCGCGCUGCAAAAGGGGACAAAAGAGAGACGCGCAGCACGCGAGUGGCGCAGCAGCAGACGGGCAGCAGCAGCUGGCCAAGGGCCAAGCAGCAGCAGCAGCAGCAGCAGCAGCGUCGGCCGCGGCUGGGGUCCCCUACUCCCCCCAAGUAGCAGCAGCAGCAGCAGCAGCUUACAACCCGCUUGACCUUUCCUGCGGCAAUCCCCAGGUGCUGCAACUGCUGCAGUCUCUUGCUGCUACUCGUGCUGCAGCAACAGGAGACAAGAGCAGCUUGGUGCUGCCCCCCAAGCUCGAGGAGGCAGCAGCAGCAGCAGCAGCUGCUGCAGCAGCAGAAGCAGGAGACGCAGCUGCGGCAGCGCUCGCCCAGGGAGCAGAAGCAGCAGCAGCAGCAGUUCGAGCCCAGGACGGAGCUGCAGCAGCAGCUGCAGCAGCAGCAGCAGCAGACGCAAUUCAGAGUGCUGCGGCGGCCUUGCGCUGCAGCAGCGGGGAGGCCGCCCUAGCAAGUUCAGCAGCAACAGCAGCAGCAGCAGCUGCUGCUGCAGCAGCGCCUGUGUCCCUUGCGUCUCUCUGCGUGGGAGCAACAGCAGCAGCAGCAGCAGCAGACGGCAGCUGCACCCCACCGCCGCGGGGCAAGAGGCAGCGCAACAGCAGCAACGCGCAAGAGCAGCAGCACCAGCAGCAGCUUGACGGGCAGCAGCUGUUUGGGGGUGUGGACGCAGAGGCAGCAGAGGCAGCUCUGCAAGCAGCAGCAACAGCAGCAACAGCAGCAGAAGCAGCAGCAACAGCUGCUGAGUCAGCGGCAGCGGCAGCGCUCCAAGCAGCAAGUGCAGCAGCAGCUGCAGCACAGACCGCUGCGUCCGUAGCCUUCUGCCUUGCUGCAGCAGCAGAACAAGGACCUGCAGCAGCAGCAGCAGCAGCAGCAGCACUGCCCCCACCUUCUCCCAAGAAGCAGCGCCCUGCUGCACUGACUUGCGGUGGGGAGCCGCCCGCCGUCGCUGAGUGCUAG
Messenger RNA from Eimeria tenella, 2468 nucleotides. RefSeq lists its product as uncharacterized. The record is from RefSeq and is a predicted model, not a curated record. The annotation marks the transcript as partial. The transcript has a single exon. NCBI's taxonomy places the organism in Eukaryota, Apicomplexa, Conoidasida, Eucoccidiorida, Eimeriidae.